AUGGCCGUCCAAUCUCGACGAACAAAGGUGGAGAAGACGAAGGGGAGGAUCCCUGUGGCUCUCCUGCUCCUCGCCCUGGUCGCCGCCGCCUCGCUCCAUGAUCUCGCCGUGGCUGCAGACAGCUCCGGCGCCGCCACGGACGGUGCGUGCGACGGCAAGUGCCGGAGCCGGUGCUCGCUGAAGAAGGCCGGGCGGUGCAUGGGACUCUGCAUGAUGUGCUGCGGCAAGUGCGGCGGCUGCGUGCCGUCGGGGCCCUACGCUAGCAAGGACGAGUGCCCCUGCUACAGGGACAUGAAGUCGCCCAAGAGCCAGCACCCCAAGUGCCCCUAGGACCUCAUCCCCUCACGAGCGCGAUCGAUCCGCGCUUCCGACGUCGAUCUGUGCUUCUGUUCGUGUGCCGUUCGUGUAUCCAGAGAAGUAGUGUGCUGCAAUAAACGAUGUUAGAUCUGUAGUGUUGUUUGUUCUGUGAGA
Messenger RNA from Panicum virgatum (switchgrass), 471 nucleotides. RefSeq names its product peamaclein-like. The transcript has 3 exons. Lineage: Eukaryota; Viridiplantae; Streptophyta; Magnoliopsida; Poales; Poaceae. The record is from RefSeq and is a predicted model, not a curated record. The coding region runs from base 1 to 330 and encodes 109 amino acids.